CGCUCCAUCUUUAAUCCCUUUUUCUUCUCGUUGGGUGUAAAAGUACAAGAAGAACCGGAGAGGAGGGACGCCGCCGUCUCCUCUUCUCUCGCCUCCAAACACAAACCGACUCCAGGUUUUUUUUUUCUCUUGUUUUGGUCCUCACCCAAACGCAACCAUAAGGUUCCUACCGCAUCCUCCGCCUCCUUCUUCCCUCUCCUUACACUCGAGUAUAUCCCGCUUUUUCGGUUUGAUUUGGUCCCGCAAAUUUUCAAAUAUUUACUUCCUGUACAUCAAGAGGAAAGGGGGUCCCCCUUUCAUGGAAUGCGGAAACAUGGGUCUGUUCGACCGCGGAGUCCAGAUGCUGCUGACCACGGUGGGCGCCUUCGCGGCCUUCAGCCUCAUGACCAUCGCGGUCGGCACGGACUACUGGCUGUACUCGCGCGGCGUCUGCAAGACCAAGUCCAUGAGCGAGAACGAGACCAGCAAGAAGAACGAGGAGGUGAUGACCCACUCGGGCCUGUGGAGGACGUGCUGCUUGGAAGGAAACUUCAAGGGGAUGUGUAAACAGAUAGACCACUUUCCAGAAGAAACAGAUUACGAAGCAGACCCAUCGGAGUACUUCUUACGUGCGGUGCGAGCCUCCAGCAUCUUCCCCAUCCUCAGCGUCAUCCUGCUCUUCAUGGGAGGCCUGUGCAUAGCUGCCAGCGAGUUCUACAAGUCACGCCACAACAUCAUCCUCAGUGCAGGGAUCUUCUUCGUGUCUGCAGGCCUGAGCAACAUCAUCGGGAUCAUCGUGUACAUAUCAGCCAACGCGGGGGACCCUUCCAAAAGCGACUCCAAGAAGAACAGCUACUCCUACGGCUGGUCCUUCUACUUCGGCGCGCUCUCCUUCAUCAUGGCCGAGAUGGUGGGCGUGCUGGCCGUGCACAUGUUCAUCGACCGCCACCGGCAGCUGCGGAUAGGCGCGCGCGCGGCCGACUACCUCCAGGGCUCGGCCAUCACGCGGAUCCCCAGCUACCGCUACCGCUACCGGCGCCGCUCGCGCUCCUCCUCCCGCUCCACGGACCCGUCGCACUCCCGCGACGCCUCGCCGGUGGGGCUCAAGGGCUUCAGCGCGCUGCCGUCCACGGAAAUCUCCAUGUACACGCUGCCCAGGGACACCCUCAAGUCCUCCGGCACGCCCACCGCCACCUACAACUCGGAGAGGGACCACAACUUCCUGCAAGUCCACAACUGCAUCCAGAAGGACCUGAAAGACUCGAGCCACACCAACACAGCCAACCGCCGCACCACGCCGGUAUGAGGGCGUCCACGCCGGCCGCGGCGGGCCCGGCGGACACCAGGAGACACGGGGACCCCUGUGGGCGCGGAG
Salarias fasciatus (jewelled blenny) is the source of this 1354-nucleotide messenger RNA. RefSeq names its product calcium channel, voltage-dependent, gamma subunit 2a (gene cacng2a). Gene Ontology annotation, molecular function: voltage-gated calcium channel activity; channel regulator activity. The record is from RefSeq and is a predicted model, not a curated record. Lineage: Eukaryota; Metazoa; Chordata; Actinopteri; Blenniiformes; Blenniidae. The transcript has 4 exons. Gene Ontology annotation, biological process: positive regulation of synaptic transmission, glutamatergic; neurotransmitter receptor transport, postsynaptic endosome to lysosome; neurotransmitter receptor internalization. Gene Ontology annotation, cellular component: postsynaptic density membrane; AMPA glutamate receptor complex; voltage-gated calcium channel complex. Bases 299 to 1285 code for a protein of 328 amino acids.